Molecule: messenger RNA, 2267 nt
Organism: Micropterus dolomieu (smallmouth bass)
Lineage: Eukaryota; Metazoa; Chordata; Actinopteri; Centrarchiformes; Centrarchidae
Gene: spint2
Product: serine peptidase inhibitor, Kunitz type, 2
Exons: 11
Coding region: 178-1527 (449 amino acids)
Molecular function (GO): serine-type endopeptidase inhibitor activity
Source: RefSeq, a predicted model, not a curated record
CCUGUUUCUCAGGUAAAUUAAUCUGCGACAACAAAAAGCCACAAAACACGGAAGUGAGUCGUUCUUCCUCCCGCAGCUGACAAACUUCACAAGGUUUAACUUCGAGUCCAGAACUUCAGAAACGGUUUUUACCUUUGGACUCUUUCCAAUCCUUCUUCAGAUCCACGUUACAUUAAGAUGAACCAGCGUUUCGGGGCCAGUCUGCUGGCGGCCUGGUUCUUGGUCUGUGCCGUUCUGGCUCAGGACUGUGACUGGGACCAGUCAACUGAUCCGGAUCAGGGUCUGGACCCGGCCUCCGUGGACGCCGGAACGGUAAACCUGACCCGGCUCGCGGACGUGUCGGACCCGGAGAGCUGCCGGGCGGCGUGCUGCGCAGAGCCGGACUGUGACCUGGCCCUGGUCGGUUACCCGGCGGACGGAGGGCCGCAGUGCAUGCUGGUGAGCUGCGUGAUCCGGGGCCAGGACGUGUGCGUCCUCGAGCCCAGCACACAGUUCAAGGUUUACCGCAAGGCCACGACAGAGACCCGCACGGAAGCCAAGGAGGACGGGGAGAGCCCGCACGUCGUCCCGCUGCUGGGAUCCUUGGAGCCGAGGACCAACAUGACCAACAACAUUCGUUGUCGUCUCCCGAUGAAGGUGGGGUCGUGUCGAGCGGCCUUCCCCAGGUUUUACUACGAUGUGAUCAAUCAGAGCUGCCACAGCUUCAUCUACGGCGGCUGCGAGGCCAACGAAAACCACUUUGAGUCGCAGGAGGACUGCGAGGCCACCUGCAGCGGAGUCACAGGUUCAGUUCUUCCUGAUGAGUCGACUCAGGUGUCCCAGGAAUCUGAAGGACCAGUUGAGUCUGAACCAGCUGAUACAGAGUCAGAAAAGUCAGCAGAAGACUUCGCAGAGUACUGUGGGGCGGAGCCUGAUGUGGGUCCCUGCAAGGCAGCGUUUCCACGCUGGUACUACAACAGUGAGACGGGUAGCUGUCAACCAUUCAUCUACGGAGGCUGCAGAGGAAACAAGAACAACCACAUGAGCAAGGAGAGUUGCAUCGCUGCAUGUACAGUCACUGUGCUUCGCUCGUCCAAGAAAGCCUCCAGCGAUGACGUUGCUGCAGAACACAAAGCUCGCUGCAUGGCGACCCCUGACCCCGGGCCCUGCCGCGCCGCCUUCCUCAUGUUCUACUACGACCCCAAAACCGAAACCUGUCAGUCAUUCACCUAUGGGGGUUGUCACGGCAACCAGAACCGCUACGGCACCGUGGAGGAGUGUAUGACCCGCUGUAGCGGAAACGGUUGGGUUGAAGGUCACGGCAGAGGUCGUAACCGCUGGACUGCAGCCGUCUUCCUCUUCGUCACUCUGGCAGCCGUCUCUGCUCUGCUGCUGGCGGCGCUCAUCAUCAUCACGCUGAGGCGUCACAGUCUGUCCCGCCGUCCGUCUUACAUCAGUGAUAAGGAGGAGCUGCUGCCAGAACCAGAUGAGCACUCCUCCAUGGAGUCCCUGACCGUCCCCGAGAGCCCCAAACCGGACAAAAUCUGAGGGGCGCGCCUGGAUUCACCCGGGGUCACUGAGGGUCGGGGUUUGUUUUAAGAGAUGCUCCCCCUCAGAACUGAUUUUAAAGAUGUUCUUCCUGUGAUUUGGUCCAGUCAAAAAAAAAAAAACCAAGUUCCCGACUUCAGAGGAGGCUGUGUCUGAUCUCAGGAAGAACGUGUGGAUUCAGUUCUGAGGUGGAUCUCUCACCGUGUGAUCUGUGUUAGGAGAGCUAACAAACUGUUAAACACCUGUCAAACUUUUAUUUUCUUUCUGGAACAGAUAUAACGUGUUAAUCAGAGAGCUUUCCCUUUGGCCAGCCAGGCUAGCGGUUUUCCCGUCUUUAUGCUAAGCUAACUAGCUGCUGGCCGUAGUAUCGCCGUGAGUCUGAGAGGAUUUCACUGAAGUGUUCCUUUUUUAAGAUGUCUUCCGAUUAGUGAAACAUGGUCGCGGAGCAGAACAUGCGUCUGAUCUUGAACCUUUUUAUUAUUAAUAUAUAACUCUGUAGUUUCUGCUUUUAUUUUCCUCAGUGUUUAAGUGUUAGCAUUGAUUCAAUUAUAAGUUACUAAAUAUGAUGAAUUUAAUCACUAACUUUUGAAUUCAUUUAUUAAGUAGAACUUUAAUUUCUACAGAAGGAAGAUUUGCUGCUGUCUUUAAUCGUUACUGUGUGUGAUAUGAUCACUUUGACCUCUGGUGGUGAUCUGACUUCACUUUUUAUAUUUCAUGAAUUAAACAAUUCUAUUGUGUAA